Schistosoma margrebowiei is the source of this 1851-nucleotide messenger RNA. The record is from the annotation of a GenBank genome assembly. Lineage: Eukaryota; Metazoa; Platyhelminthes; Trematoda; Strigeidida; Schistosomatidae.
AUGCCAUUUGCGCAGGGGUAUAUAGACGACUUGUUAAUUGCCAGCCCCGAUUUGCAAUCACACGAAGAGCAUGUACGAGCAGUGUUGAAAAGAUUGAAUGAACAUGGAAUAAACAUACAUCAAAGCAAGUGUGUUUUCGGUGUUCAAACUUUAGAAUUUCUCGGUCACACAAUAAGCCCAGAAGGGAUUAAACCUAUAAAAAAAGAAGUGGAUACCAUCAAACAAUACCCGAUACCUAGCUCUCUAACACAAAUGAGUUUUCUAGGUCUAAUUAACUUUUAUCGCAGAUUCAUACCAGGUUGUGCACAAUUAAUGCAACCUUUAACAGAUUCACUUAAAGGAAAACCAAAAGAAUUCAAACUGUCUUCUGACGCCGUCGAAGCUAUUAAACAGCUUAAAGAUAAACUGGCUCAAGCAACUACGUUGAUAUAUCCGAAUUCUCUUUCCCCACUUGCUUUGAUGGUGGAUGCUUCAGAUAAAGCAGUAGGCGGUACCCUUAACCAACUGGUUAAAAACGCCUGGAAACCAAUUGCUUUCUUCUCGAAAAGACUCGCUCCAGCUGAGACAAGGUAUUCUACCUUCGGGCGAGAACUUCUUGCAAUCUACCUGACUAUUAAACACUUCCGACACAUGUUAGAAGGUAGGGAAUUUAUAGUCUUUACGGAUCACAAACCACUGACGAAUGCAUUAAAAGCGAGAGCCGAUAAGUACUCACUUCGAGAAGUCCGACACCUUGACUAUAUAUCACAGUUCACAAGCGAUAUCCGACAUGUCAAAGGUCAGGACAAUCAGGCGGCAGAUGCUUUAUCCAGACUAGAAAUGAACGUGCUACAGCAGUCUACAGUAAACUUCGAGACGUUGAGACACGAACAAGAGCAGGACCUAGAAUUACAAAACCUACUUAAAACAAACAAUUCAAGUCUUAAUUUAAAACAGUUCCCAUCACCUAUCGAUGGUAUUCUAAUUUACUGUGACACGACCAAGGCAAUACCGCGACCUUUCGUUCCCAAAAAUAUGCGAAAGUUGAUAUAUAAUAACUUUCAUUUUUUGUCUCAUCCUGGCGCAAAAGCUUCAACUAAACUAAUCAAUGCCAGAUAUACAUGGCCGAAUUUACAGAAGGAUGUACACAAAUGGGUUAGAGAGUGUUCAGCAUGCCAACAAUCAAAGAUCAAUCGUCACACAAAUUCACCCAUAGGUGUUUUCUCGCAACCAGAUGCACGUUUUGCCCAUGUGCAUAUUGACUUGGUAGGUCCUUUACCACGUUCAAACGGUUUUAAUUAUCUUUUUACAUGCACAGAUCGAUUUACCAGAUUCCCUAUAGCCAUCCCGAUAGCGGACAUCACAGCGGAAAUAGUAGCCAAAGCUUUCAUGCAGAACUGGGUAACCAUUUUUGGUACACCCAUAACAGUAACGACGGAUAGAGGAGCGCAAUUCGAAUCCGAACUAUUUAAUAACUUGGCUAAACUUCUAGGCUCCAAUAGGAUACGCUGCACUGCAUAUCAUCCUCAGGCUAAUGGGAUGGUAGAACGUUUUCACCGUCAUCUAAAAACCGCCCUUGUAUCUCACUCAAACCCCAAUCAGUGGACAGAAUUCCUACCAUUAGUUAUGUUGGGAAUACGAACAUCUGUCAAAACUGACGCACAGUGUUCAGCUGCGGAACUAGUUUUCGGAACAACUCUGAGACUACUAGGUGAAUUUAUUAAUCCUAAUACUAACAGUCAAAAACUUAAUUUAGAAAAUUACGUAGAUCAACUACGGGAACAUAUGUCCAAACUUAAACCAAUUAAUACUCGUGAACAAUCACGCGCCAUGUAUGUACCUAAAGACCUAAGCAAUUGCACGCACGUCUGA